Pediculus humanus corporis (human body louse) is the source of this 525-nucleotide messenger RNA. RefSeq names its product calmodulin-5/6/7/8, putative. Gene Ontology annotation, molecular function: calcium ion binding. The record is from RefSeq and is a predicted model, not a curated record. NCBI's taxonomy places the organism in Eukaryota, Metazoa, Arthropoda, Insecta, Psocodea, Pediculidae. Gene Ontology annotation, cellular component: cytoplasm. The transcript has 2 exons. Bases 1 to 525 code for a protein of 174 amino acids.
AUGUUUCCGGAUAAAGUAGAAUCACACGACGAGAACGAACAAGAUGCGGCGGAAACGGAAGACGAAGAAGAUGAGAAACCGGUCGUAGACGAACUCACUCAAUCCAUAAGCGACGACAUCGACGAAUGUUUGGAAUAUUUCGACAAAGACAAAAUGGGCGUUUUCGAUGCCGCGCACCUGGAAAAAGCUUUGAAAAGCCUCGGACUAUUUCUCACGCACACGGAAAUGAAAGAUUUGGAAUCGGAUUUGUCGAAAGACGGACAGAUCGAAUUUAAUGAUUUCAAACGGUUCGCGAUUGAAAGAAUAAAAGAUCUCGAUCCUUUCGAAGAUUUGAAAAAUUCAUUUCAAGUUUUCGAUCCCGACAACGAGGGAUUCAUACCGUCGGAUCGUUUGAAAAAAUGGAUGACGACGCUCGGGGAUCCCCCGCUCACGGAAAAAGAAGCCAAAGAAAUGGUCAAAAUGGGAGAUCCCAACAACAAGGGAUUCGUUAUGUACGAUUUUUUGGCCGCCGUUUUAUUACAAUGA